Molecule: messenger RNA, 402 nt
Organism: Cynara cardunculus var. scolymus (artichoke)
Lineage: Eukaryota; Viridiplantae; Streptophyta; Magnoliopsida; Asterales; Asteraceae
Exons: 1
Coding region: 1-402 (133 amino acids)
Source: RefSeq, a predicted model, not a curated record
AUGAGGUUAACUAUUGACAGUCAAGCUUCUGAAAUCGAACAGACAAGGGUUUUUGCAAACUGGCUUUUGGAUUUAGGAGAAGGCAAGGUUGGUAGUGUGAAUGAUGGUGAGUCAAUUAUUGAUAUACCUGAUGAUCUUCUCAUUAUCGAUUCAACGGAUCCUACAUCUACAUUAAUUGAAUUUGUCAAUCCUUCGAUUCUUGUAAAUAUCAAGAAUUCAUCCUACUUUCAGGAAAGAGCAAUACUUGCACCAAAGCAUGAAGUCAUUCAAGAAAUAAACGAACGUUUGUUAUCAUUGUUUCCAGGAGAUGAAAAGGAGUACCUAAGUUCAUAUAGCUUACGUGAAUCAGAGCAGCAACUUCACGACCAGUUUGAUAGAACUUUGUACUCACCUCAUGUCUAA